AUGACUGUCCUUACCACACCCCCCCUUUUCCCUUCUAUCCUGCCAAUAGCUUGGGGAAUGUCGGAAGCCCGAGAGACCGCUGCCGUAGAGAUAUCACAGGACCGCAAUGACCGUGAUUUCAACGCAAUGUGUUGGGCUGUUGAACUAUUACCCGUCGACAGCGAGCUGGAACCUUUCAUCGAGGUUAUACCCAACGUCGUUGCCUGUUCCGACCUGAGCGCCAAACUGCUGCUAUACAGGUUGCUUAAACAUGAUGCGGUGACGAUACGACUAGGAUAUCGCAUUCAACGCCUCCUCGUGACCUGUACUCAAGGCGAGCUCACCCCCGCAACAAUGCAGAAGCGGGCUAUAACGUGCCUUAGUGCGAUAUGGUCCUUGACAACAAUGUCACUCCCUGCAUCAGACGUAACAACUUCUACUGUAUAUCGUUCACGCGAAACACUCCGGUUUGACGAGCAAACGUUGAAAUAUAUUAGCCUUGUGCAUGACGGCAUACCAAACGUGUCAGAUUAUUCCGUGUCCGUCUCACCGUUGUGUCAAGGAGCUUACUCGAUAUGCGGGUUCAUCGUGACCAGAAAGUGGUGUCAUCGUGAAGUUGGUCGUGACACAGACAAGGCCCACCAUCAUUCCGAUCUUGUGCUCAAGAGAUUGCAUCAACAGCUUGGCGAACUAGAAGAACACCUUUCGUACUCCCACGGGAAAUUUGCUCUGCCCUACGUGACAAUGGAGACUGUUCGUCGACAUUUGGAGGAGCUCGUUGACGCCGCCGCGUCCACAGCCGACGUUGGAAUCGCAGAGUGUCUUGUAGAACUGGGUUCGAAGUCUAUCCACAGAUUUUGGCAUGCUCUCAAUCAAGCGGGAUUCUCCUUGACGACUGAAUUCGUCGCAUACCUACUAAAGAAUCCAUCUCUUCCAUACGGGGCUUCGAACACCCUCCAGCGGCUCUUUCUGUCAAUCGAUUCUGACAUCCCGCUUUCGUUAGAGUCGCAGACUCUUUUUGUUGAACAGCUUGACGACACCCUUGAACCCCACCUGCAGCCGACAGGAUCACGACUUCCCGAAAGUAUAACAAACAUUCUGCAAGGAAUCGUCCCGGCCAUCACGGACGCAUCCUGUAAACUGAAGGCUAUGAGGACUCUGCAUCUCUAUAGAAAACGUUUCCCAUCGAACGAUGCCGCGUUCAAGGCGUUGGCCCUUCUCCAAGAAGACCUUCCACAUCCAGCGUAUUCAUCUUCCCCUCCCUUGGAUUUAUUUGAUUCACAUGUGUAUGCAAACACCAAGUUGGACAAGACGGUUGCUCGGACAAGAUCAUCGGGUGAGCUCAGAGAUACCGCAGAUUUCGAUACUGUUUUCCGAGGACCUUCAAUAACACGCCUGCCGCUUCUCAAAAUUAAAGCAAUGACCCGUGCAAUGAAUAUUCUAGUUCUGAUUCAUUUCUCGGCGUUGCUGCACUAG
Molecule: messenger RNA, 1455 nt
Organism: Guyanagaster necrorhizus
Lineage: Eukaryota; Fungi; Basidiomycota; Agaricomycetes; Agaricales; Physalacriaceae
Exons: 5
Coding region: 1-1455 (484 amino acids)
Source: RefSeq, a predicted model, not a curated record